Exaiptasia diaphana is the source of this 1741-nucleotide messenger RNA. Its product is annotated as neuroglobin. Lineage: Eukaryota; Metazoa; Cnidaria; Anthozoa; Actiniaria; Aiptasiidae. Gene Ontology annotation, molecular function: oxygen binding; heme binding. The record is from RefSeq and is a predicted model, not a curated record. The transcript is spliced from 4 exons. Bases 196 to 693 code for a protein of 165 amino acids.
GGUCCUUGAUUAUACGAGUCACGCUUCACCAGCCAACUUCACGUUCGAGGGGUUUGAAGUGCACAGAUGGUUGGACAAAAGAAUGUAGCAUUAUUUAAUACUGAGUUACAACAGCUAUCACAAGCUAUAACAAUUUAUACUCAACUCAAGCGAACUUUGGUCUGAAAGUCGUUUAGGUGUACUGGGAAUUUGAUCAUGAGCAGUUUAUUGCGAAGGAUUUCAAAAAGUCUUGCUAGUCUUAUAUGGGGCGACGAAGAGCCUGUCCUCGAUGACAAUCAAAUUCAACUAAUCCGGAAUUCUUGGGAAAAAGUGGAAAAAGGAGAUUUGCAAGAGACUGGGUUGGUUGUGUUUAAAAGGCUGUUUGAAAUCGCUCCAUAUUUGAGAGAUCGCUUUCCAUUUGGACACAACCCAGAAAGCAAAGGACUACGAACCCAUGCCCUUGGUGUCAUGGAAACUGUUGGUGUGGCUGUAAAAAACUUAGACAACCCUGUGAUAUUGAAAAACAAACUCUUAGAGUUGGGUCAAUUCCACAAACCUUUUGGACUCACAGAUACAGACUAUCAGAAUGUUGGGGCAGCAAUUUUAUGGACCCUUGCAGCGGGACUUGGCGAGGAUUUUACACCCGAGACAAAGGAUGCUUGGGGUGCUGCAUAUGGAUACAUUCAGAAAACAAUGGAGGAGGGAUCACAAUAGAAUCUUCUUGCUUUACCUACUGUCCUUCAUGCACAUAUUCACUGAUUUACAUCACGAACAAAAUCCUUAUAAGCUUACAUCGUUAUCAUAUGCUAUAAACAAGCUUACUUUAUUUUAGAAACGAAUUUUGGACCAAGAAUCAACGUGCCACCAUGUUGAUUGAGUGUCCUGGGUUUUUAUCUACUCUAGGGUGUCCGUCUAAGGCUAGUUUUUAUCCUCAUUUUGUAUUCAAGAUAUAUCGCUACUCAUUCGAAAUGCCAUCGCUCUGGCACUUCAAUCAUUAAUAGCUAGACGUAGAGCUCGAGCGCGCGCUUUUUAUAGAAGUUGUCGUCUGCACGCCUAUCUGAACUAUUUAGGUAUUAUUCGAAAACCUUACCUCUAUUGGAAGUAUUUACGAAGUCUCUUUGGAUGUUUUCGCGAUAUUUCAAGUCUUAAAACACUAAARCACUAACACUAAAACUUCCAGAACUUGUAGCAAACGAAGAGGCAAUCAUCAGCCAUUUUACCUUUGAAACCUGGCCUUCAUGGGAAUAAACUACAGGGAUCCCGAACGAACUGGUUGGUUUAUAUUAUCGCACCAAUAUCUAUUGCAUUUUUUAAUUUAGUAGUAUAAUUGCACCUCAUAAUUUCAUAUUAUACAUUUUAGCCAGAAUAUAUCAGAAUGAUUUUGAUAAAAAUCAAAAAUAUUUAUUAGCUUACAAAUAUGUAACAGCAAAUGAAAAAUAAAGGCACUCAAAUUCAUUUCACUAAACAGGAAUUCCUUUUAUACAAAAUACAAAAGUUGACCAAUUAGAAUGCUUGUUGUAUAUAAGUUAUACAGAACUAAUUAAUUUGCACAUUCUGUGCAUUAGAUCAAUUGUGCACAUCAUGAUUCAAAUCAGCAACAUAUCAAUUAUCUGGUGAUAUUUAGCACUAAUCCAACCCUGGAUUAACACUUUAGUCACAUUCAUAGUUGAAAGGUUCUUUUCAAAAAUAAUUCUCAAACAAGCAAAUACCAUUUGUAAAAUUUUAUUCACAAGAUCAAUAAAGAGUUUUACCAAAACACUGA